UUCACAACUGAUCACGCUUGAUCGAUUGCAAACAAUCACCAUAAACAGCGCAUUAAAAGCCGUACACCAGCGGCAAUUAUACGCAUGUACCGUUAUAACUUACCGCUCCUCGUCACGGUCAACUACUGUGUAUACCGCCGUAUCAGCCGACGCGCCGAUGAUCUUGAGUUGCACGCCGACGUGCAACACUGUCUUUCGCGUUUUUCUUCCAACGUUACCCUCCGGAUAACGCGGAUAUUAAUGACCACACAUUGAAUUGUUUUCACAUAACUGUACCAAAUCAUUUGUUCUGUGCGGAGGGAAUUUUCGCCCAUUAACGUUUUAGCUUUUGGCUUCUCAUGUUGUAUGAUACUUCAUCAUUUUGAUGAUCAUAGAACGGAGUUGCUUGUUUUCGUUGCAAAUAUGUUCAAUGGAAAUUUAACUGCAAAAUUUUAUUGCUUUGCCGGGAAUAUGUUAUUCCAUUACGCUAAAAAGUCAGCAAUCGACUAUUAUUUGAGCACUCCAUCGGAAUAAGCCGACCAAACAGCCAAUUUCAUCAGGAUAAUGCAAGAGAAUGUGGAUCGAUCGCGGUCUGUUGACCGCUACCACUCGGAUCAACGCCUAAAUUUUCGCCGUUUGCCUCAAGCCAAUGGAAGACAAGAAAGUGUAACAGUGAUUCAAGUACCACCAAAGCAGUACAGGACCGGACGAUCGCUGGUGGCUAACCGGGACAUGAACAGAGACAGGACAUCACGCUGGAGAUCACCAUCUCUGAAUACGCGUCUCCUCCAAAAUUUUUACGGUUUUGUGACGAACAUUUUUGAACGUGGAAACGGCGUAAAAAAGCGUCAGCUGGCUGAACAGUUGUUAUGGACAGCCGCGCGUAAAAACGAGACAGAAAUAUUUGUUGACAUCAUGAAAAAACUGAUGGAAAAUGGAUACGACAUUAACGCCCCUAAUGAAUGGGGAUGGAAUUUAGUGGACGAAGCGGUUAUGCUCGGACAUGCGGAAAUCGCCGCGGAUUUAUUCAAGAACGGCGGUAAGGAGACGGAGUGGCUGUGUGAGUCCAAACAGCGUCGACAAGAAGUUCUGCGCAAAGCACUUCGCCGUCUUGAGGCCAUUCAAGUGCCCUCUCGAAUUCGUGAGCAUAGUGCCGACACCAGACAGCUGGUCGCCGAUGUGGCCGUCGGGCCAACCAUGGCCGUGUUGCAGAAGAUGAUGCAAAAUGUAGAGCGAACUAGACCCCCAAGGAAUUAUCUGGACCGGGUUAUUGUUGAACCUUGUGGAGACUGCUCGGUUGCUGUUUCAUAUGAGCCACGAUCGAUUCCCCCUGGAAUUAUAUCCAGAUUUAAGGUGGAGUGGUCCCGCGACAAGUCGUUCAAAGGGAUUGUGGAUUACCAAAUUUUUUCUAACUUAAUGAAUCCUGAACGUCUGAUAAUAUCGGAGCUGGACUGCGGCAUCGAGUAUCACAUCCGGCUAUCCGUUGCUAAUUUAUCAGGUUUUGGAAUUCCACUAAACGCAACGCCAUCUUCUGUGGUCAUAACAUCCUGGAGGGAUGUAGAUGGACAAAGGACACGACUGGACACUACCACUGUUCACAACUUGGAGAAGAUUUUGCAGAAUAUCAGAACGAUUACAAAGUAUAUGCUGAACGAUCCGGAGCGCCGACACACUCGGACACCGGAGAAACGUCAACAUUUACACCGAGCCGUGCAGCGCAGGGCUAGCUUAAAAGAUAGUAUUCGCGAUCUCAUUCGACCUCAUAUUCGGCCGGCUAAUGCGGAAGACGAAGGCGGGAUGUUUCUGUCGUGUAUGGUGAUUGCGGACGAUUCGAUACUUUUGACCAAUGAGUACACACUACCGUCGGUGGUCGUGCAUUCUCCAUUUAUUGGCUCCAUUAGCUCAAAGGAUUACUUGUGGUUUCAAAAGUUAACAACUUGCUGGGAUGCUGUCGCCGAAAUAAAGGAGCUUCUGCACUCCUCCAAGGAUUCAUCGUCUGAUUUACGGUACCGCAUUGUCCGAGCUGUUUCUAAUCUACAGAACCUGCUGACGAUGCCGAAUCUAGGAAUAGCCUAUUACCGACCGUUAAGGGAUAAGCAGUUUACCUCCUGCAUUUUGUUGUUAAUACAAAAGGUCAACAAAUCGGAUGUUGGCAAAUUGUCGGGGUUUCAAUGGAAAUCACUGAAGGAGGCCGACAUAAUGGCCAUUGGCCACUCCCAUCCGAUCAUGUCAGCUAUUUCCACGGCAAGCACUGCGGAAAUAUAUUCCUGGUAUCAUGAUAUGCACAAAGCCCUUCCUCCUGGACUGCAUAUGGCAUACGCCGAAUUGAGCCUUAACUUAGACAGUAUUGCAGUAGUCACCGCGAAACAGUGGCCAAAUAUCCUUCCUUCAGCAAAGAUACGUUCCAACGCUUACAUUUCUAGUGAUGAGUGGUAUUUCAUAACCCGGAAGGUAACCGGUGCGCCGAAACGUGUGCGUUACUUGGAGAGCCUACUUCAAGACAGUUGGCAGGCACUGAAGUCCAGCUUAUCAUUACGCAGUGUAGAGGAGUUGUUUCUCUUUCCGGAAGUGAUCGAACUCGGACCGGAAACCUCGAUACUAGUUGUUUAUGGGGAGAAACGAGGCUUGUCGUCUCAUCAGUCACUGGAUGAAGAAUUACGGAAAAACUGUAGUCUUGUCCCUGUUCAAAUAUUUGAAGCCGGGUUUCAUUUUCGCUAUCGAACGCUGGCCUGGUCAACGUAUGCGCAGUCUUCUGUUAUUCUCGAAGGUUUGGUUGUUCAUCUACAGCAAUUACUGCGCCAGGAACUGGAAACCAAUGAAGAAGAGGAAACAGGUGCACUGCUUCAUAAAGUGCAGUUACUACAAGAACGGCUGGAGAGUAUUUGGGGAGAAACACGCUGGAUGCCGAGCUUGAUCCGCACCAUGACACGUGACCGCUCGCCUGCAGGACGGAUCUCACUGUUCAGCCCACUGCAGCCGCAGAAACCACCGCGCAAGAAAAAUCAACGACCGAAUGACAACAAUCAGCCUGUGAUUUACAAUGAUGACAAAUCGGUCAGUAUAAUUAUCGGUACUGCCAACUUCCGGGACCUGGAAUCGCAGAACGAAUUGCUUCAUGAACUUGUAAAGAAAAAUGUCAAGAGCACGGAGGUCGACCUCGAAGAUCUCACUACCGCUGCAGAUUCGCUGGUGCAAGUACUGUACUCACAAUCAGCCGCUCGUACGUCGCCGCAUAUCUUACCAGCGCGCCUUCUUUCCCAGUUUUGCUUGUACAAUAAACAAACAAGCAUGGAUACAUUACAAGACAGUGUCCGGCAAGCUUGUGCACGCCCAAGAGAACAGCAAGAAUGGAAUAAUCAAUCUGGGACUUUUACCUUCGUUCGAGCAACCUAUUCAGACGGCAAAGACUGCAAUUAUGCGCCCAGAAUUCGGCUCCGCGGUUACGUUAUCAUGUAUAUCGCAUUAUCCGAGUGAGAAAAAUAGUACCGAAAAAUAUCCGAGAUGGGAUCAUUCUGUCUUGGGAAACCUUAAUGAAGUAGUUUCUCCUGUCUGCGGUUUAACAGACUGCUAUGGCUGUCGUUGCAAACGUGCUGUCGACCUCGGACCCUAUUACUGGAAAAUCAACACCGAGACACUGAAGUCCGCGUCGCAACCGAUCCGGUUGGUGUCAACAUUACAUAUAGCAGAAGCUACUCAGUUCUUCGCCGGUAAAUACACUUGCACGGAAAGGACCCCUAACAACGUUUCGUCUAUCACUACACGAAUUCUGAUGAGCCCUCUUUAUCAGCCGAAGGAUGUUUUUGUUCCUGCAAUGCAAAAUGUCACCGUACUCAAAGGUCAAGCAGCCGAGUUUCGCUGUUACACACAGUUCGAACUGUUUAAAGGAACACACAAAGAUUAUAGCAAUCGGUUCAUCUGGUACCAUGAGAAGGGCAUCCUCUAUGCCCCCAACACACAUCCACUUAGCGUCCUUGAAAUUGACGCUGAAACACUGGACAGUGGUUACAAAGUUAAUGGGAAUUUAUCCGAAAACGGAACAUGCUCGUGUUAUUCAACCCUGACCAUUAAAAGCGCAUCGCAAAUUUCGGCUGGGCGUAUUGAAUGCUGGUUUCAGAUUGAUCCGUUUUUGGAUGAAUGGCUCAUUCAGUCUGCUCAUCUUAUUAUCCACAAUGAAUACUGAUAUUUUAUCAUGCGCAGUAUCGCAUUAAUUUAGGGCAAUUAUUUUAUUCGCACUUAGGAAAUGGAAUAAGUUGCCUUGCAAUGUUAUUAGGGAACAUCCAUAACCUGCGUACGACUGCAGUAGACAUGAUGAGUGGAUAAUAAUCAAACGCGGUGCUCUUGACUAAACAAUAAAAGAAAACGCUGAAAUCGGGCAGCAAAAUUCCCGCAGACAUGGUAGGAAAUCAUGGCAAACUACCAGGAGGGAACCGCGCAGGUUAGAGGAACAAGAAAUUCAAACAAGAAAACCGAACAGUGAAAGCAUAGAUAUAUCUCCCAAUUUGACAAAGAAUUGCUGACUGCUCCUGCAUUUAUGUCACGCUGCUGCAAAAGAAUAUUGUUUUGCAUCUGGACCUCCAGACUCGACACUCGCAGUCUCCACACUUUGGUGCGAAAGCUUUUCAUUUCGAUUAAGUGCUGUCGUAAGAUGUAACUAUUACCAAGGUUAAAUCGAUCUCGCGCCCCGUGUCGGGAUGUCUCAACGAACCAGUGACACGUCUAACCUAUACCGAAAGCGCAAGAGUAUGAGGCGUACAAGCAUGCAAAAUAUAGAGUCCGUUCUAUUCGACUCACAACCCAAGGCUGACGACCGGAAAACGGUUCGUUCUGAUGCGGAUGGAUAUACACCAUCACUCGCUCAAGUUCCAUUCGACACAGUGGCGCCAAAGGCCGUUUAUGAACGAGAAAGCGAUUAGAAAAGUGGUCAGGGACGAGCGAGUUUACUUAACGAAGCCGAACUCCAAAAAUAUUAUGUGAAAGAUCCUGAACCUAUCUGUCAGUGCGGUGCUGGACCAG
Messenger RNA from Paramacrobiotus metropolitanus, 4992 nucleotides. Its product is annotated as ankyrin repeat and fibronectin type-III domain-containing protein 1-like. Gene Ontology annotation, molecular function: protein binding. The transcript is spliced from 19 exons. NCBI's taxonomy places the organism in Eukaryota, Metazoa, Tardigrada, Eutardigrada, Parachela, Macrobiotidae. Gene Ontology annotation, cellular component: spindle. The coding region runs from base 544 to 3453 and encodes 969 amino acids. Gene Ontology annotation, biological process: regulation of establishment of bipolar cell polarity; establishment of mitotic spindle orientation. The record is from RefSeq and is a predicted model, not a curated record.